Molecule: messenger RNA, 6953 nt
Organism: Penaeus vannamei (Pacific white shrimp)
Lineage: Eukaryota; Metazoa; Arthropoda; Malacostraca; Decapoda; Penaeidae
Product: dedicator of cytokinesis protein 3
Biological process (GO): small GTPase-mediated signal transduction
Cellular component (GO): cytoplasm; plasma membrane
Molecular function (GO): guanyl-nucleotide exchange factor activity; small GTPase binding
Source: RefSeq, a predicted model, not a curated record
UUCAAAAGUAAAUAGUCAAUAUGUAUAGCCUAGUGGAGUUAUCACGAUGACCCGUUGUAUCCAUGUUUCCAGAUACCUAUGGUAGUGUUUGAGAUCACUGUCGUUCUCAUGGCAACCUGAACAUGUGGAAGCCAACCAAGAAUCAGAAAUUUGGCGUAGUUAUCUACAACUUUGAACAUGAAAACCUUCAGCAGGCGUUGAGACUCGAUGUGGGAGAUACUGUGCAGAUAUUAGAAGAAUGCGCUGGCUGGUACAGAGGCUUCAACUCAAGAAACAGAAAUGUCAAAGGCAUAUUUCCUGCGCAGUUUAUCCAUCUCAAGCCAUUCAAGAUUGAUAAUGAAGGUGUCUAUGAAACGGUAACACCUGUGGAAGAUCCUGUUGUGCAGGAGGCGGCAUCCGUGCUGAGAGAAUGGGGGCAAAUAUGGAAGAAACUUUAUGUGGAGCUUGGGACACCAAAUGGAGACCAAGAGCUCUGGGAUGCUGUCCGGAAAGCCAUGAUGGAUGUGGCUGACUGGAGGAAACAGCUCAUCACGGGAACGCUUACCUCAGACCAGAUAGCACAACUCAAAUUAAAAAUAACGCGGAAAAUAGACUGGGGGAACAGGAAGCUGGGACUUGACCUUGUGCCCCGAGUCGAUGGGGAGAUGGUGGAUCCCGAUUGUGUUAGUGUGGUAGAGCUUCAUCAGGUGCAUGUACAAAGUGCUGAAGCUUCACAAACUCACACUCAGGGCCUUGGAACACUUGGAAAGAGGAAGGAGAGGAGGAAAAUCUUGAGUCAUCACUUGUUUUUCUGUAUGAGAGAUUUCUCAUACUACUUAGGAGAAGAUGCUGAGGUUUUCUUCUCCUUGUAUGAUGCACAGAGAGGAAAGAUUAUAAGUGAAAGAUUUCUAGUCAAAUUAUCAAAAGAAGGAUUUUCAAAUUAUAUUGAAAAAAUCCAUAGUAACUGCACAAUAUUUACAGACCUUGGUAGUGGAGACCUAGCAUCAGACUUGUAUAUUGUUGCACAUGUUGUUAGAGUUGGAAGGAUGCUGUUCUCAGAGUCAGUGAAGAAGACCUCAUCCCACUGUUAUCGCAGACCUCAUGGUGUUGCUCUGUUCAGAUUAUCACAGUCUGUUCUCCAAGGCAGUGAGGGAGAGGUUGAGCUAACAGGAAAACUGUUUACUUCUGAUGAGAAGGACUUUUGGCAGCUUCACGAACUGGUUCUUAAGAAGCAGUCAAACAAAUAUUCUAUCCUGUCUAACAAUGCCAGUUAUGGUUUGGUUGUGAGUGUGAAGGUGGUGCAUGGUGAGUUAGAACAAGCCACCAAGGAAAAUCCCCUGCUGCUCAAGAAUGUGUGUGUUACUAAGAAACUUGGCUUCUCAGAUGUCAUUAUGCCUGGAGAUGUAAGAAAUGACUUAUAUGUGACCCUAAAUAAUGGAGACUUUGAGAAGGGAGGGAAGACUGUUGGUAAAAAUAUUGAAGUUACUGUACUGGCAUUAGACUCAGAUGGGAAAGCUCUGGAGUGUAUUUACAGUGGUAUGGGACAUGAUGGAAGCACCGAGUUUUCAUCCAUGAUAAUGUAUCACAACAAUUCUCCUCGUUGGAAUGAACGGCUAAAAGUUGCCAUCCCUAUUGACCAGUUUGCAGGUGCACACCUGAGACUGGAAUACAGGCAUUGCUCAACUCGUGAAAAAAAUGAAAAGAAACUCUUUGGCUUUUCAUUUGUCCGUCUUAUGGAUGAUGAAGGGGGAACAACAUUGCGAGAUGGAUCCCAUGAACUGUGUGUUUAUAAAUGCGAUGAACGCGGGCGUUUAAACAAUCCAGUGGAGUACCUUUCCAUGCCUUUCCUUGCCAAAGAAGCCGUGGAUUGUAUCUACUCUUUACCAUUCCAGCGAUCACCCAAAGAAAUAAUGGUCAUUGACACUCUGCUAUGCUCAACCAAACUCACACAAAAUGUUGAUCUCCUGUCAUUACUGAGAUGGAGAUCAGCUCCUGAGGGUAUUGGAGAAACACUUUCAAGACUUACCCGUGUGGAUGGUGCAGAGACGGUCAAGUUCCUACAGGAUGUGUUGGAUGCACUAUUUGCUAUGUUUUCCACUGAUGAUGGGAACUCAACACAACAUUCUGGCCAUGUCUUCCAGGCCCUAGUCUCUAUAAUUAGCCUUCUUGAAGACAGUAAGUUCGAGCAUUUUAAGCCAGUAAUGGAUGCUUACAUCACUGGCCACUUUGCUGCUGCACUUGUAUACAAGGGCCUUAUCAGUUGUGUGAAGCACCUGUCGGACCUCUGCCCUCAGACCGAGAAGCAGGAACCAAUUAUGAAAUGUUUUCGUUCGCUGGAAUAUAUCUUCAAAUUCAUCAUCCAGUCUCGGCUUCUGUUUGCGAGAGCCACAGGGGGACAGAAUGAAGAUUCCUUUAGAGUUGAUGUGGAUAGUUUAUUUGAAUCUUUUGCUCAUAUGCUCAAUAUGCAUCUGGACAACAUCCAAGCUUCUCAGGUUACAUUACUGGAGCAUCUACAGGGGGCAUGCGAUCAGCUCACUCGUGUGCUAAGCCCUGGGGAAGUUGCAAACCAUCUCAGUAAUCUCUUCAAUGCCACACCUGUUGAAAGCACUCGGGACUUGACCAGGUCCAAACUGCUGGCCAUGAAGAAUGCCGUAAAUUCUCAAAUAUUUGAAGACGAUGAGGGACGAGGACUGUUACUGGUAACUAUAUGUACUCACUUGAGGCAGCAUCUUGACGGUCGCCUGGAGUUGCGCAUGUGUGGUGACGUUCUCUCUGAUAUGAUCAUCCUUACUCACAAGUAUAGCAGGAAGUAUCCACAGAGUAUGGUACCACCAGCACUGCAACAAGAUAUAGAAACAAUGAUGCUUACAUUGUUUGAUGUGCUGGUCCAGGUGAUCUUGACUCUAGAGCGCUCAGCACCCAGCUCAGGUAGCAGUACCUUAAUACCGGAUGUGAUGGGUCUGACACAGCUGCUGUCUGCUUUCAAGACCAAAUUUGUUCCUACUCACGCUUCAGUAGUCCUGGGGAGUCUGUCAGUGACUCCGUUUGUACAGGACUACACUCGGGGAACCUUAGUAGCAUGCUUAAUGGGCAUUCUGCAGCUUAUGUCCGAGAUACACUACACCAAGCUAUGGGAGGAACACUUGAUCUCCGGCACCCAUCAUCUGCGCCACCUUCUAUACUCGACCAUCGUGCUGCUGGCAGACCUUGUGAGAGCAGCGGUGUUUCCAAGUGACUGGUUUGUCAUGCGCAUGGUUACCAACCACACUAUAUUGACAGCUAUGCAGGAGAUUGCACAGCCACUGAUUUCAACAUUUUUGAAGUCGGGAAGAUUUGACAACCAGGUUUGGAGUAAUUACCUGAAUCUAGCUGUUGGAUUCUUGACGCAGCCUUGCCUCCAGUUGGAGCACUUCUCACAGCAGAAACGUCACAAGGUUUUGGAAAGAUACAAUGACAUGAGAGUCCUUAUGGGCUUCCAGAUACUUUCCAUGUGGCAUAAUUUGGAUGAGCACCGGCUGCACUUCAUACCUGGCAUGGUGGGCCCGUUCCUGGAGGUGACACUGGUGCCGGAGCCAGAACUGCGCAAAGCAACACUGCCCAUAUUCUUUGACAUGAUGCAGGCAGAACAACAAGCAAAAGGCAAUUUCAAACAGGUUGAGACGGAACUUAUAGAUAAGCUUGAUAUAUUGGUAAGCGAAAACAAGGGUGACGAUGAAUACCGUCAACUUUUUAAUACGAUACUUUUGGAGCGUGUACGUUCAAAUGACCCAGUAUGGAGAGAGAGUGGAACAGCUUUUAUCAACUCUGUUACAAGGCUCUUAGAAAGGCUGUUAGACUACCGCAGUGUGAUGCAGGGGGAUGAAAACUGUGACAAGCGAAUGAGUUGCACAGUUAACUUGUUGAACUUCUAUAAGAAUGAAAUUAAUCGACAAGAAAUGUACAUUCGGUACAUCUACAAGCUCCAUGAUCUCCACCUCCCAGCAGGCAAUUACACAGAAGCUGCCUUCACUCUGCAGCUGCAUGCAGAUCAGCUCUCAUGGACACAGAGGAUGCUGCAUGCAGAUCACUUAUAUCAAGCACAGACGGAAACUCAGCGAAAAGAGCUAAUUUAUAUGAAAAUUAUAGAUUACUUUGACAAGGGCAAGUGCUGGGAGCAAGGCAUUCCCCUUCUUGAAGAAUUAGCAGGACAGUACAAAACCAGAUUGUUUGAUUAUCAGAGACUAAGUGAGGUAUUAAAACGUCAAGCUUCAUUCUAUGAGAAAAUACUUAGUGGCAAGAGAUAUGAUAAUGAAUAUUUCCGUGUUGGAUUCUAUGGCCUGGGUCUUCCUCUUUUUGUGCGGAAUAAAGUUUUCAUUUACCGUGGAUUAGAGUAUGAGCAGAUUGUGGCUUUCACCCAGAGGAUUCAGACGGAAUUUCCUCAGGCUAAAAUGCUGCACCACAAUACUCCUCCUGAUGAUACUAUCCGCUCAUCUGAUGGACAGUAUAUCCAGAUCUGUGCGGUGAAGGCAGUCCCAGAGCCAAAUCCCAAGUUUGAGGGCAUUGAAGUUGAUGAAAGAAUUCUCAAAUAUUACACUGUGAACCAUGUCCGCCACUUUGUGUAUGACCGGCCUACGUACCGUGGACCGGCAGAUAAAGAAAAUGAGUUCAAGAACUUAUGGAUCGAGAGAACUACCUACACAACUGAAUGUGAGCUGCCUGGUAUCCUCAAGUGGUUUGAAGUAGUUGAACAAAGGAUAGAACAGUUGUGUCCACCUCAGUAUGCUUGUGAAACUGUGGAACGCAAUAACAAACAGAUUCGCCAAGUUAUGCAGCACUAUCGUGCCAACCCUCAGGAUAACAUUCAGCCCUUCACAAUGAGGCUUCAAGGCACCAUUGAUGCAGCUGUUAAUGGAGGGAUUGCAAAGUACCAGGAUGCCUUCUUUGGGCCUGACUACUUGGUUGUGUAUCCUGAGUACGCAGAUCACGUUAAUAGACUCAAGGUCCUCAUAUCAGAUCAGACCAUGAUCUUAGAGGGAGCGCUUGAACUCCAUGGAAAGAUUGCACCGCCUGCUAAUCAGCCUCUUCAUAGAAGAUUAGUAGAGGUUUUUGAAGGUUUACGAGCAAAAGUACGGAAGAUGUGCUCAACACCCCAGUCCCAACGAUCGACCUCUUCUCUCCAGUCAACUCCCCCGCCUCCUCCAACCCACAGGAGGGCAGACUCUGACCCUGCUACAGAGUUCAGGAGAACGGGAUCAAUUAUCAACUCCCCUUUGCCACCACUGCCAUCUGAUAAGUGUGCUGUUAGUGUAAGUUCUUCCUCCACAUCCGGCCACUCCUCGCAGAGAUCAUCGCAGGCAUCUUCACUAUAUGCUCAUUUCCACUCAGCUUCUCAUGAUGAUGAAUUAUAUGCCAAGCCUCAGGAAUGGGACGAGGGAGUUGCCAGCAUGCGCGACUCACGGCCCCGAUCUGCCUUCAUUACGGAUAGCAGAGGCUCCUCCCCGAAGUCUCUCUCCAAGUCCCUCAACAAUGAUUAUAUGAUUGUACCUUCUCAGAAAAGCAGUUCUGAUGAAAACAGACGGUCUCGCCACUCUCGUCCACCAAGCCCUCAUUCAGCUAGAAUCUCCGGUACUCAUGACUCACUCAACACUUCAUGGAGCGAUUCUCAUGGAUCACAAGAAUCUCUUCCCCCCCUCCCACCAAGAGAUCAUUUUGCAGGAAACGAAAGACAGACUCGCUCAGUUAGCCUUGGGGGGGAGGAAGACGCUCCUCCUCCAGUGCUCCCCAAGAGGAUGGGCAAGAAGUGCUCGUCGCCUGCCAUGUUUGGGUCUGAUCAGCUCCUGGGUGAUGGUGUGGAUGGAAGCAGCAGUAGCGGCGGUGGCCUCAGUAACGGCUUUCCUGCCUCCACCCCUGGCACCCCUCCGUUGCUCUCACCGCGUAACCACCGCACUCCCCCACCACCACCUAUACCUCCCAAGUCAACUUCUACCCCACUCACUCCACUGUCACCACCCUCAAGCUUCACCCUCAACACUUCUGGUGAUGACUUAACACCUACCACACCAACUAAUAUAUACAUAGGUGAUAUAGAAAAUACGCAUCCCAGUCUUCACGAGAACUAUUCCGUGCCACCUCGACUUCAGCCAUAUCCUCCACCAUCUUCCUGAAUCUUCUUGUGCUUUUCCCUAGAAGUGCUGGUGUUCGCAUUUUGAUGUGUUGGUAUGGUUUCUAUUUGGAAUUACUCACAUAAUUCUGUUUUAUUUUCAACAGUGUAAUUUGUUUUUAAUCCCAGAUAUGGUAUAUUAUUUAGGCAUGCAUAUUUGGGUUCAAUUAUAGAAAAAAAUUGUGGUUCACAUAAGAUUUCAUGAAUUCCAUUAUUUGUUAUAAGCUUAAAUCAAGUUUCAUAUAAAAAUUCUAAGAAUGAAUUAGACUUGCAUACUUAAGUAAAAGAAAAAAUCAUAUAUCCAUAAUCUAUGAUGAUAUUAUUAUCUUUUAUGUGAGUACACUCAACAACAAAUACAGAAAAAAAAACUUAUUUUCCUUCUAUAACAAAAAAUAGACCUGCAGCCUAUUUGUCUAUCUUUGCCUCUCUUUCUCUCCCUUGUUCAUAAUCUUAGUGUGUCUCAGUAACUGAAUUACAGUAUCAGAUUCAGUCUCAAUCUUUCACAUUCUCAUUCUCAUGCACAUUUUUUACACAUCUGUAUUUUAAUCAUACCAAUACAUGAUGACUUUCUGUUUCUCCCCAGGAAAGUGUUUGUGAAUGCAAAUCUUACUGUUUUUCAUCUGUGGUCAACAUCUUGCCUUCUCUGCUUCCAUUUUAUAUAUGAUCAUACCCAAUCAUCCUAAUUCUUGCUCCACAGUUGAAAUCUGACCAACUGUUGAGUUUUCAUUGGUCUUGUCCAUACUCAUUCUAAUGUUCUAAUUUGAAAAAAAUAACCAUGUUGGAAUAAUUCAAAAGGAAUUAAAACCUGAUCUUGAGAAAAGGUAUUACUUACCUU